This is a messenger RNA of Gilbertella persicaria, 3717 nucleotides long. Its product is annotated as P-loop containing nucleoside triphosphate hydrolase protein. The transcript has 4 exons. Bases 400 to 3471 code for a protein of 1023 amino acids. NCBI's taxonomy places the organism in Eukaryota, Fungi, Mucoromycota, Mucoromycetes, Mucorales, Choanephoraceae. Gene Ontology annotation, cellular component: nucleus; chromosome; cytoplasm. The record is from RefSeq and is a predicted model, not a curated record. Gene Ontology annotation, molecular function: four-way junction helicase activity; nucleic acid binding; 3'-5' DNA helicase activity. Gene Ontology annotation, biological process: double-strand break repair via homologous recombination; DNA replication.
GAGUUCACCUUCCCUUAAAUCAUUACACUAUGACGAUGUUUAUUUUGUCAGAAACUUGGCUAUCACUGACUCAUACACAUUUCGCGAUUUACUGUCAGAAAUCGAUUUUGCAGGAUCACCACCACCUGGAAAACGACUUGUGAUUUCAGAUAUCAGGCGAGAAAAGAUAUUUCCCCUUGAUCAAGCCAUUCGAAAUGUGAUUCGAUACCCAAAGGAGACUCAUAUUGAAUUCUAUUUAGGGCUUUCUGAAAAAGCGUCUAUUAAUUGGGAUCAUUACAUCUAAAUAAUAAAGAGACAUACUUGAUAGAAAACAUUCAUUUGAUUGGUCAAAGGAACGCGUACCUAAAAUAACAAUAGAAACAAGCGCGUAGUUCCCUUUUUUUUUUUCUCUCUUUAACGAUGAAUAGAAUUAGACAAGAUAACUAUAAGCAACAAUUAGAAUGGUUUAAUAUAUCAGUAAAACCUGUGGUUAUCACUCAAUAUGAAAAAGUAUUUAAACCUGUUGUCUUCAAGUCUUUGCCUGAGUCAAUACAGAAUCAAUCAAUACCUGAUCUAUCAAAAAGCAUAUCUACGCAUACCUCAUUAGACUCACCUCCUCUUUCUAUCACUACACAUGCUUCCAAUUUAACAGAUUCUAGAUCAACUACGCAUACCUACACAUUCACUUCUUCUACAUUAAGCACUAAGACUCACUCAUUCAAUGAGACUGCAAUACCAGGUCAAAAAAGAAAUCGAGAGAAUGAACUUACCAAUCAAAAGAGAACAUCUGAUCAUGAUGCACUCUUGAUUGACUUGACAGAUAGUCAACCUAAGCGAUCUAAAGUUACUUCUCCUGUUCCUUUUGAUGAUAUGGACAUGGACGACUUUGUUAUAAAUGAUGAUGACGAUGAUGGUGAUUUUGUGCCGACCCAUAAUGAUGAUGAUGAUGAUUUUGGUAUACUAGAGGAUGGUAUAGACGAAGAUUCGAGUAUGUUUCUUUCUAUUGAUGAUGAAGCUAUGAUGGAAUUAGAUACAGUAAAACCAGCACAGACAAAAGAAGAAUUGAAAAUGAUUUUGGAUACACUUAAGGAACAACAACAUGAAGUGAACAACAGUAUAGUAGAGGGAUUAUCAAAUAAUGCAAGUGAAGCAGAGCAGAACAGAUUGUUGGAGGAAAGAAAGAAGCUUGUUGAAGACAUUAAGCAAGUACAAGAGCAACUUGAUAACUAUGACAGCCUAUCAGCCAAUCAUACACCUGUCAAUCAUACACCUACAAACAAUACACCUACAGACAGUACAAUGGUUGUGCUGGAUAAUGAAACUACACCAGAAGUAUCUCCAUUCUUUUCAGGCACAGAAACAAGAACGGCGGCUGUCUUAUCACCCAAUGCCUCUCAUGUUAUUUCAACCCAAGUAGCUGUCCCUACUCCACCAUCUGCUCCUCAACCGACUUAUCCAUGGAGCAGAGAUGUUCGCAAAGCUCUUGUUCAAAACUUCAGAUUAACCGAAUUUCGUCCUAAUCAACUUGAAGCCAUCAAUACAACACUGAAGGGUGAAGAUGUGUUUGUGCUUAUGCCUACAGGUGGUGGUAAAAGUCUUUGUUAUCAAUUACCUGCUAUCAUUCAACGCUUUGAACGACAAGGUGUCACGUUUGUUGUAUCUCCCUUAUUGUCUCUGAUGCAAGAUCAAGUAGAACAAUUAGUGGAAGGGAAAGGUAUUGCAGCAGGCAUGUUGAACAGUACUGUGCCUGCCUCUCGAAAGAAAUGGAUCUUUGAGGAUCUCCAGUUAGCUACACCUACUAUGCAAUUACUGUAUGUGACACCUGAAUUACUGAGUGUAUCCAACCAGUUGAGAUCCACAUUGGAUAACUUGCACAGACGCAACAAACUGGCUCGAUUUGUGAUUGAUGAAGCACACUGUGUAUCUCAAUGGGGACAUGAUUUUAGACCAGACUAUAAACUGUUAGGUUUCUUAAAGGACUCUUAUCCUAAUGUACCCAUUAUGGCAUUGACAGCAACUGCAAAUGAAGCUGUUCAAAAAGAUGUGUUGUUUAAUCUCAAGAUGAGGAAUCCUAAAGUAUUGAAACAGAGCUUCAAUCGAAGUAAUCUCAUUUAUCAAGUUGUGAAAAAGUCUGGCAAGACUAUAUGUAAAGACAUGAAUGAUUUCAUACGUCAACAUCCAGGUCAAUCAGGUAUCAUUUACUGCUCUACACGAAACAACUGCGAACAAGUAGCCGAAACACUGCGCCGUGAUUUUGGUCUGUCUAUCAAACACUACCAUGCAGCUAUGACACCUGCAGAAAGAAUGGUUGUACAACGUGAGUGGCAGACAGGUCAAGUACAAGUCAUUGCAGCUACUAUUGCUUUUGGUAUGGGGAUUGAUAAGCCUGACGUUCGAUUUGUACUUCAUCAUUCUGUGCCUUCGUCUGUUGAGGGCUAUUAUCAAGAAACAGGCCGUGCUGGUCGCGAUGGUUUGCCUGCUACAUGUCGACUCUACUAUUCGUUUGCAGAUACUCGUACACACAACUUUUUGAUUGAUCAAGGCGAUGGCAGUUGGGAACAAAAGCAACGUCAACGCAACAACCUGAAUACAAUGAUUCGAUUCUGUGAUAAUACUACAGACUGUCGACGUAAACAAAUCAUGGGCUAUUUUGGUGAAAAGUUCGAUACUGCCCUGUGUCGUCGUAUGUGUGAUAACUGUGUCAAUAGCCAACACGCUCAGAAUGUCAUGAAGGACUUGUCCAACGAAGCUAUCGUGAUCAUCAAAAUCAUGGAACAAAUCCAGCCUGAUCGUGUCACUUUUGCUCAAUUGGCAGAUAUCUUUCGUGGCUCUAAAAACAAGCGUCUGUUGGACCAUGGUCAUGAUCGACUAAAUGGGUAUGGUCAUGGUAAGAGUAUGCUGCGUCAAGAUGUGGAUCGUCUGUUACGUACGAUGAUGCUGGACGAUGUUAUCCGUGAAAAAUCUGAGUGUAAUGCAAGAGGGUUCCCUAUCACCCAAGUCUUUCCAAGUGUGAAGGCAGGGAGUGUAUUGAAUGGAACACACAAGAUACUGGUGUCUUAUUCUAAAACGACCACGUUAAAUACGGCUCAAACCAAAACUGGAUUUGUGUCUGCUGGAUCCAUGGUGCCACCAGCAGCUGGUCAAGCACGGAUUUCGGGUGGUAGGAGAGUAUUGCCGACAACGAAUUUCAGAGCACCUACCAAGACAACAUCAAGGAGUCCGUCCUCUUCAGCACCACCAAAAGAUGAUGGUUUUGUUACUUGUAUGAAAGAAUUUAAGGCACUCAGAGCACAGUUGAUGAGCCAAUACAAUCUUCAGACACCUAGUAGUAUUUUGACAGAUACAUCAUUGAGACAACUUGCCGAGAAAUUACCGUUAACAGAUAGAGAAUUCUUGUUAGUGACACCUAUGAAACCAGAGAAUUACGCUAGACUAGGUGAACCUUUCUUAAAGAUUUGUGUAAAAUACCAUCAAGCUAAAAACAAAAAGUAAUAGUAUUUUAUUAUACACUGAAUCGAAAUGAAAAUUAGCUUAGUUUUUUGUCAUUCAAAGAUAUCCUAAUCCAAAAGCUCUUUAGGUAACAAUAUAGAUUUUGUUUUAUUUUCUCAAUAAAGUGUAUAAUACAUGGAAUGAUAAAGGAUAGACAGCAUACAGUAACAAAAGAAAGGCGGGACACAAAAAGAGAAAGAAAGCAUAACACACAAAGAAAAAUGAAUGACAGGAGGAACGAUUCUUAUG